AUGUCUUCCAGGUUCGCCCUUCCCCUCCGCUCCACCCUCGCCGCCGCCGCGGUCUUCGGCCUGCUCCUCGGCCGCGGCGUGGACGCGCGCCGCCUCAAGCAGGACUCCUCCGAGCCUCCCUGCCCCGAGGUUUCCCUCGACAACCUAUCGGAACUCGCCGGACCCUGCUCAAACGCCGACCAGGCUUGCGACAUGGACGGCGGAUGCAUCGGCGCCGUGAUCGGGUACGUGGAGUCGCGCCUCGACCUCUCCCAGUUCGACGAGAUGCCCUCGCAGGACUACAUCGCCGGGUGCAUCGCCCCCUUUGCCCUCAGCGACGAAGUCACCGACACCAUCCCCCAGGAAACCUUGGGAGCGAUGAUUGGCUGCGACUACGACGCCAUCGCCAAAAGGUUCGAGGACUCGUACAACGCGCAGAGAGCCGCCGCGCUCGAGGGAGAAUCCGCGGAUGCUGACGCGGAGGAUACGGAUACGGAUCCCAUCGAGUAA
Micromonas commoda is the source of this 489-nucleotide messenger RNA. RefSeq lists its product with no specific name. The record is from RefSeq and is a predicted model, not a curated record. Lineage: Eukaryota; Viridiplantae; Chlorophyta; Mamiellophyceae; Mamiellales; Mamiellaceae. The transcript has a single exon. The coding region runs from base 1 to 489 and encodes 162 amino acids.